Messenger RNA from Xenopus tropicalis (tropical clawed frog), 3752 nucleotides. RefSeq names its product phosphorylase kinase, beta (gene phkb). Lineage: Eukaryota; Metazoa; Chordata; Amphibia; Anura; Pipidae. The record is from RefSeq and is a predicted model, not a curated record. Gene Ontology annotation, biological process: glycogen metabolic process; carbohydrate metabolic process. Gene Ontology annotation, molecular function: calmodulin binding. Gene Ontology annotation, cellular component: plasma membrane. The transcript has 33 exons. The coding region runs from base 183 to 3470 and encodes 1095 amino acids.
GCAGGCUGGUUUGUCCCGGGAUUAUGGCUCAGGUCCUGGCCGAUGUUAGCUGGAAGGUGCUCGAGUUAAGGGCCAGAUCUAAACGCUCAGCUCUAACAUUUUAAUUUCACGGUGAUUGCCCCUAACAACUACUAAUCGAUUGUGGGAAUUGCUGUAGUUUAGCCUGAGAAGUUUGUGAUUUGAUGCAACCAAUUGAAAUGGCCAAUUCUGUCGACAAGGCGGUUUCCUUCUCGCCAACAUUCUUAAGGUCUGGGAAGGAAUCCUAUGGCUCCGUGUAUGAACCAAUUAAGAGCUCGGACCUACCCAGGCCAGACCAUGAAAGCCUGUGGGAAAAAUUAGAUCGGUAUUAUAGGAUUGUGAAAAUCACAGUGUUGAAUUAUCAGAGUCCACAAACUGGUUUGUUCCCGACCAAAACUGCUGGUGACUUUAAGAACGCGAAGAUCCAUGACAGUCUAUACUGUGCUGCCAGCGCCUGGGCCCUCGCUCUUGCAUACAGGCGCAUUGAUGAUGACAAGGGAAGAACCCAUGAGCUGGAGCAUUCUGCUAUAAAAUGUAUGAGAGGAAUUCUGUACUGUUACAUGCGGCAGGCUGAUAAGGUUGAGCAGUUUAAACAGGAUCCAAGUCCACAAAAAUGCCUUCAUUCUAUAUUCAAUAUAGACAAUGGAGAUGAGAUAUUAUCCUAUAACGAUUAUGGACAUAUACAGAUAAACGCAGUGUCACUUUUCCUUUUGUAUCUUGUUGAGAUGAUAUCAUCUGGACUACAGAUAAUCUACAAUACAGAUGAGGUGUCGUUCAUUCAGAACCUUGUAUUCUGUGUAGAAAGAGCAUACCGUGUUCCUGACUUUGGAAUCUGGGAAAGGGGCAGCAAGUAUAACAAUGGCAGCACAGAACUACAUUCCAGUUCUGUUGGUUUGGCUAAAGCUGCCCUUGAAGCCAUUGAUGGAUUCAACCUUUUUGGAAACCAGGGCUGCUCUUGGUCUGUCAUCUUUGUGGAUCUUGAUGCUCAUAACAGGAACAGGCAAACUCUGAGUUCAUUGCUUCCCAGAGAGUCCCGAUCCCAUAACACAGAUGCAGCCCUCCUUACCUGUAUCAGUUACCCUGCAUUUGCUGUUGAUGAUGAUGCUCUGUUUAACCAAACACUGGAUAAAAUAGAACGUAAGCUUAAAGGAAAAUAUGGCUUUAAGCGAUUUCUAAGGGAUGGUUAUCGGACUGCACUAGAAGAUGAAAACAGACGGUACUACAAACCUGCUGAAAUCAAGCUAUUUGAUGGAAUUGAAUGUGAAUUCCCUUUGUUUUUUAUCUACAUGAUCAUUGAUGGUGUGUUCAGAGGGAAAGCUGAGCAAGUGAAAGAAUAUGAAGCACUCUUAGAUCCUGUGCUAUUUUAUGGACUUGAUGGCUGUCCCGUGGUUCCAAAAUAUUACUAUGUGCCUGCUGAUUUUGUUGAAGCAGAGAAGAUGAACCCAAACAGCCAAAAGAGAUUUCCUAGCAACUGUGGGCGAGAUGGAAAACUCUUCCUCUGGGGACAAGCUCUGUACAUUAUUGCUAAACUGCUGGCCGAAGAAUUAAUAAGUCCAAAAGACAUUGAUCCAAUGAACCGUUUUGUUCAUCUUCGGGAUCAGCGAAACAUCAGAAUGCGGUACUCUAACCAGGGCCCCUUAGAAAAUGAUGCCAUGAUACAUGUGGCACUGAUAGCUGAAAGCCAACGAUUGCAGGUUUUUCUCAACACUUAUGGCAUCCAAACCCAGACCCCACAGCAAGUGGAACCUAUUCAGAUAUGGCCUCAGCAAGAACUUGUGAAGGCUUAUCUUCACUUAGGAGUAAAUAACAAGUUGGGGCUUUCUGGAAGGCCUGACAGGCCAAUUGGAUGCCUUGGCACAUCAAAGAUUUAUCGUAUUCUUGGGAAGACCGUUGUUUCCUACCCUAUUGUCUUUGAUUUAAGUGACUUUUACAUGUCACAGGAUGUGAUGCUUCUGAUCGAUGACAUACAGAAUGCUUUGCAGUUCAUUAGGCAGUAUUGGAAAAUGAAUGGACGUCCCUUGUUUUUGGUUCUCAUUCGGGAAGAUAACAUCAGGGGAAGUCGAUUUAAUCCAAUCUUAGACAUGUUGGCUUCCUUUAAGAAUGGAAAUGUGGCCGGUGUGAAGGUUCAUGUGGACAGACUGCAGACCUUAAUAUCCGGUGCAGUGGUUGAGCAGCUGGAUUUCUUGAGGAUCAAUGAGACAGAGGAGGUGCCUGAAUUCAAAAGUUUUGAAGAGCUUGAAGUACCGAAACAUUCAAAGGUUAACAGGCAAGCAAGCAUCCCUAUUGCAGAUAUGGAGCAUCAGCCAGAAAUAAACAUGGGAGAAUGGAAACUCAAACCAACCUAUGAGGUUCUCGAGAAACUAAAUGACUGCACCUGCCUGGCAAGCCAGGCCAUCUUACUAAGUAUCUUACUGAAGAGAGAAGGACCUCAUUUUAUAACCAAGGAAGGUACUGUCUCUGAUUUUAUGGCAAGAAUCUAUAGAAAAGCUGGAAGCAAUAAACUGUGGUUUGUGGUUCGUUACACUGCGGCCUUCACACAGAAAUUAGCUUCCUCUAUAGCACCACAAAUUACCACCAUACUGGUACAUGGGAAGCAGGUAACACUGGGAGUCUUUGGCCACGAGGAAGCGGUUAUUUCCAAUCCCUUGUCUCCAGGAGUGAUCAAGGAUAUCCUCUACAAAAAGUGCAGCCCCUAUGAUGAGCGAGAGGCUGUGCUGCAACAAGAGCUAGUUAUUCACAUUGGCUGGAUUAUCUCCAACACACCAGAGCUUUUCAGCGGAAUGUUAAAGAUACGGGUCGGAUGGAUUGUGCAUGCAAUGAGGUAUGAACUGAAGAUCCGCAGUGGAGAUCAGCUAGAAAGGGACAUCUACCAGCUGUCUCCAGGAGAAAUCAAAGAGCUUCUCCUGUACAUACUUCAGCCACAGCAGCAAGGAAGAUGUUGGCUUCAUCGAAGGCAGUUAGAUGGAUCCCUAAACCGAAACCCAUCUGGCUUCUACGACAGAGUCUGGCAGAUCCUGGAGAGGACACCCAGUGGUAUCAUAGUUGCUGGCAAAUUUCUACCCCAACAACCAACUCUGUCUGACAUGACAAUGUAUGAGAUGAACUUCUCCCUUCUGGUAGAAGACAUGUUACAGAACAUCGCCCAGCCUGAAUAUCGACAAAUUGUUGUUGAGCUGCUAAUGGUUGUUUCUGUUAUCCUGGAGAGAAACCCGGAGUUUGAAUUUCAAGAUAAAGUUGAUUUAGACAAACUAGUCAAAGAGGCAUUUAAUGAUUUCCAGCAAGACCAGAGCAGACUUCAGGGAGCGGAGAAGCAGGAUGACAUGACGAUGUUUUACAAUACUCCCCCACUGGGCAAGCGAGGGACCUGCAGCUACCUGACAAAAGCAGUGAUGAAUAUGCUGCUGGAAGCUGAAGUCAAGCCAAGUACUGAGGACCCUUGCAUUGUUAGCUAGAGAUUCUCUGAGAGCAAACAAUGAGCCUCAACAUCAGCUUUAACGCUUUCCUAUCAUUUAUAAGGAAGUGGAAAACGCUCCCUGUAUCGCUGAUGUUUUCAAAGUAGGAGUUUUUAUGGAAGAGAACUUUUGAGGUUUAUAGUUUUUGGCAGCUAAUGUAGUUAUACUGGAUACAUGCUUGAUGCCUAAAAGAUAAUAUAUGAAGAAACUCCAUAAUUUAAUAUUGUAUGCUGUAGCUUGUAAAUGUGUGGGCUGUGAGAGAAACCUGCAUAAACCCAGCAG